Molecule: messenger RNA, 562 nt
Organism: Mucor mucedo
Lineage: Eukaryota; Fungi; Mucoromycota; Mucoromycetes; Mucorales; Mucoraceae
Exons: 2
Coding region: 27-431 (134 amino acids)
Source: RefSeq, a predicted model, not a curated record
AAUGAUUGUUUUCCACCUUAUAUAUAAUGUCUUCUGUCGAUGUCUACAACAAUGCCAAUGAGGCACUAAAAACUCUUUCCAACUUAUGGCAAGCUAUGUUACAGCUAAUUUCAGCAGUGUCCGAUGCCUCAGCUUCCUCUUUAACAGUAGAACCUGAUUUAGUCAAACACCAAAAAUCUCGUAAAGAAUAUGAAGAAUUGAAAACUUCUCUUAAUGCAACAAUAGCUUGGUUAGAGAAGAAUAAAUUAACAGAUUUAGACAAGAACAAAGAAAGUAAAGAAUUAACUAACAGCCUACAACAGCAUGCUGAAUUACAGGAGGAAUCUAGUGCAGUAUCCGAUAAGUUAAAGAAAAUGCUUAAUCAGUCUUAUGCUCUUCAGUUUCAAAUGGAGAUGCUCUUCACGUCUUCACAGGACAUUAGCUUAAAUUGAUAAUAGAAUAAAAUAUAAACUGUAACUUACUCCCUCCAUACGUUUAGAGCAAGGCACCAGGCUGUGAGUACUCGUCCCUCUAUCAUUUAUAGCAAUUCAGAACAAGCUAAUGAGAAACUGAGACAAAUAAC